AUGUCUACAACGGAAGGAUCAGUUUACGUUCUAAAGGCUGGUGAGGAUACGGAAUUCGAUAGAUCGGUUAAGCAACAUCUCUCUGUAUUGAGCAUUCGAAUAAUCCUUCUCAUCCUAGUCUUGCUCAUUUCAUUAGCGGAAAACCUAGUAAUGAUUCUUCUAACCCUUGGUCCUAUGCAUCGUUGGUUCCGGCGUCGCACAAACAAGAAACGCUUUUUGCAGCCAGGCACAUACAGCAAUUUAUACAGUCAACCAACACUAGAGGUGACUGCUCUGCUGCCAGAUGACUCCAACGAAGCAUUUCCGUUUAGUAGAAACUCCCCUGAUCUCUGUCGACCCGAAAAAGAUGAAGAAACAACGAAGUUUUGCAACAACAAGCACUCUAAUAUCCGAACAAUAUUUCCCCUCUCUAACCAGGAAAUGUCCAGCCGUUGGGUUAGGCUGCCAUUUCAGAGAAUUCAACAGGAGUUAACAGAAAAUGCUGAACGAGAAUCUUCUCAUAGGAAUCUUUCGAAUGAAGCCCAAACAAUAACCUAUUCUUCGAAAAAAGACUUAUAUAUGGAGCCUAGAUUGGACCAUUCUCUUGGCAAUUCGUUGAUCACACAGUCAAAUGAUACCUUUGCUAUAGUGGCUCCCCCUCAGCGUCAAUCAAUAAAGCGCCUAAAUACUCUUGACUCACCCAUGCCACUAACUCCUGACAGCCAUAAACAGACUGCUAUGCAACCCAAUAAAAAGAAAGACCAUAAAGGCUUUUUCCGAAUGCCGCAGGAAUUUUUCGAAAUGUCCACAUGUGAUGGAUGUUGGAAGACGACUGGACGCUCUACCCGGUAUUAUUUUGGCAAUUUGUGCUUCGCAAAUUUUCUCCUGGCAGCACUGGCAAUGCCAUACACAGUUGCCGUUUGCCUUGGCUCUCAAUCUUCAAAAUCUAUGACAAAAACUGCAUCUGGUAUCGGAGAAGUGGUAAAUCGAAGCUCAACUGGUGGAGCUAGAGGUUAUAGUCGUAACUUUGUACACCCAGACCAUUCUCUUCUGCCUGAGCCUCUGUGGCUAGACUAUACAAGAUGCAGUAUGAUUGAAACCAUCGUGAGUGGACUUACAAUGGCUAUGAUCGUUUGCCUCGUUCAACUGACGGCAGACAGACUCUUCGCCGUAUGUCGCCCAUUGCACUAUGCUAGAGCAAUGACCCGGCGUCGCAGCGUGAUUAAUAUAUUGGCUGGAUGGUUAGCUUGCUUUAUUUUUUCCGGAAUUCCUCACCUUUGGGCCCUUCUAGUACCCACCAGCGACAUCCACGAAGCUACUUCAGUCACAUCUGAUGUGUUUCAGUGCUUUAUCCUGGGACAGCAUGCCGACGGUGGACAUCGUUACUACGUAAUUGCCUACUUCAUCAUAGUGUAUACCUUGCCAGUAAUUUUCAUCACCACUGCAUAUUUCAAGAUGUAUCUGAUGGCUCGUCGCCUUGCUCGCCAAUUUCAUUUUUCACAGGUUACUUCCCCUCAACCUAUCAUACCUCCUGAUAGGCAUUUUUCUGAUCCCUUCAAAGAAAGCCUUGUGAAAGCUGAGAAAAAGACUAACCUUGAUAUUUCC
Messenger RNA from Protopolystoma xenopodis, 1584 nucleotides. Lineage: Eukaryota; Metazoa; Platyhelminthes; Monogenea; Polystomatidea; Polystomatidae. The record is from the annotation of a GenBank genome assembly.